AUGAACAUAAGUAGGAAUGUGUUGAGUGAAACAAGACUUUCAACUCAGAAUUUCUUUUGUGACAGAAGGAUAAAUAUCGUAACCAGAGUUAGAUCAUUCACAAAAAGAAUCAGACACCACUGUAAAAUAUACAAUAACGUAACAUAUAUAACCAAUAAUGAACCGGAUAAAUUGACCAUCAACAAGCUUCAAAACGAUACUAUUGACUACUACGGAACUAGUAGAUGCCUCAUCGAAGAAUUGGUACAUAAAUGUUCAUUUUUGUCAAAUCAUGAUUUGGUGUUAACGUUACACUGCCUAACAAGCAUUAAAAAACCACUCAUUAAAGUGUGUUCAAACAAAGGCAUUUUUUCUCAAGACGGUUGCACAACAGAUGAAAGUCAGAAGAUAAUUAGUAAAUUACUGUACAAGUGUAAAAAAACAAUACUGAAGCAUCUAAUAGAAUCAGAUGCAAACAAAACGCUGACCGCAAUUCAAAGAUAUUAUUUAGUCAUAGCACUUCAGAAGGAGUGUGAUCUGGUCACAUUUAAAGAUUGGCUGCAACUUUACGAGAACAUAAGUUACACACUAAAGUCGAAUUUAGUUAAUAGUUACAAAACAAACGAAAUCGCAAAUUUACUCUUGAUAUACGAUCAAAUAUCAAGAUAUUCACACAAAAGGCAUAAAGCCAACGACAAGAAGUUUAACAAUAUAAAUCAUAGCACAAUUAAAGGAGAACACGGAUCUCAAGAAGGGAAUUUAAAGAAAAUUACAACAGCAAUUGAGAGUUUAAAGGAGAGAAGGAAGUAUGACCCAUUUCAAUUGGACUUUGUAAAUAUAUGUAUACACAAAGUGGAAAAGUGCUUAGAGGAACUGAAGCCAGAAAAGAUAAUAAAGGUGUUGUACCUAAUCAGCACAAGGGAACACUACGAUAACAAUUUUUUUCAAAACACGAUAAUUCACCUUGAGUCGAACAAAAUACUGAAAGUAUUAAAAAUUAAACAAGUUAUGAGUCUGUUAAACACAUAUUCAAGAGUCUACAAAGAACAAGCGUUUAGAUAUAUUGAGAAUUAUAUUCAUGAUAACAAUUCAUCACUCGAACAGCUGAUUCACUCAGGAGAGGUAGAUAAAUUAGACAAAACAUGGCACUUAAAUCAUAAUAAAGAGGAUAAAUUGGAAAAAUACACAGGUUAUUUUAAUGAAAUAGAUGAACAUCGAAGAAAACUUGAUAAAGUUGAAAGUUUGGCAGUAUGUGCAAAGAUAUUGAUCAUGGAGUGUGUAGGGAGAAUCUCAGAUAUUGAUCCAGAAAUAUUUAGUAAUAUUAAAGGGUUUCCAGACAAAAUAAGUGAAAAAUUUGAAAAAGAACACGAAUGGAAGGAUAUUAUAGAACUCUUAGGGAGAAGAUUAGUAGAUAUCCACGAUUCACCCACACACGGUGAAACAGAAAGUAACACGGCAGAAAAGGCAUUAGAUAACAUAAAUGAGCUCAUUAAAAUAAGCCAACUGUUAUUAAAACUGUUUAAAACACACCGAAAUAACGAUAGAAUUAAAACGUUUCAAUUUUCUUUAGAGUUUUUCACCGCAGUCAACUUGCAUCUAUCAAAUGUAAAAACACUUGAAAAUGUAGCCAUAGACCCACCUUUAUUAGAUAAAAGUAGAAUAAAACAAUUAAAUAGUAAGGAAUCCACCGAUUAUAGCUGUAUUCAAGACGAUUUUAGUAAAAAUGUUAGUGUGUAA
Molecule: messenger RNA, 1716 nt
Organism: Theileria orientalis strain Shintoku
Lineage: Eukaryota; Apicomplexa; Aconoidasida; Piroplasmida; Theileriidae
Exons: 4
Coding region: 1-1716 (571 amino acids)
Source: RefSeq, a predicted model, not a curated record